Molecule: messenger RNA, 1671 nt
Organism: Vicia faba (fava bean)
Lineage: Eukaryota; Viridiplantae; Streptophyta; Magnoliopsida; Fabales; Fabaceae
Source: the annotation of a GenBank genome assembly
AUGGGUAGGCUUGAUUCUGUAUUAAAUCUUCCUUCUACGUCCUCUAAGCUAAAAGAGAUUCAGGAGGAGUUUAAAGAUAGGAAAGUUAUUCUUGGUGUUGACGACAUGGAUAUUUUUAAGGGUAUCAAUCUGAAAUUUCUAGCAGUGGAACAGCUGCUUCAGCAGAAUCCAGAUUUGAAGGGAAAAGUGGUCCUUGUUCAAAUUGUAAAUCCUGCAAGGGGUUCAGGGAAGGAUGUUCAGGAAGCAAAGAAUGAAGCAUAUCUAAUUGCCCAGAGAAUCAAUGCUACUUAUGGUUCUAGUCAUUAUCGACCAGUCAUUAUCAUCGAUCGCCCUGUUCCUCGCUUUGAGAAGAGUGCCUAUUAUGCUGUAGCCGAGUGCUGCAUUGUCAAUGCUGUGAGAGAUGGGAUGAACUUAGUCCCGUACAAAUAUGUUGUCUGCAGACAGGGAACUGCAAAGCUGGAUGAAGCACUGGGUAGACAGAGUGAUUCUCCUCGUACAAGCAUGCUUGUUGUGUCUGAGUUCAUUGGCUGUUCACCUUCUCUGAGUGGGGCUAUCAGGGUCAAUCCCUGGGAUAUUGAUGCAGUUGCGGAUGCUCUGAAUUUGGCUCUCACUAUGAGAGAUUCAGAGAAAAAGUUGCGCCAUGAGAAACACUAUCGUUAUGUUAGUUCUCAUGAUGUGGCCUAUUGGGCACGCAGUUUUAUGCAGGAUUUGGAGAGAGCCUGCAAAGAUCAUUACACUAAAAGGUGCUGGGGAAUUGGUUUAGGCUUGGGAUUCAGAGUUAUUUCUCUUUCUCAUGGUUUUAGGAAGCUAUCCGUUGACCAUAUUGUAUCAGCUUACAAAAGAACCAAUAGAAGGGCCAUCUUUCUUGAUUAUGAUGGCACUAUUGUACCACAAACUUCCAUUAAUAAAACCCCCAGCCCUGAAGUCAUAUCUGUGCUUAACGCUCUGUGUAAUGAUACCAAGAAUAUUGUGUUCAUUGUUAGUGGAAGGGCAAGAGAUUCUCUGAGUGACUGGUUUGCUUCAUGCAAAAUGCUGGGACUUGCAGCUGAACACGGGUACUUUCUAAGGUGGAAUAGCGACUCCGAAUGGGAAACCAGUCACUUGUCUGCAGACCUUGAUUGGAAACAGAUAGUGGAGCCUGUCAUGCAGUCAUAUACAGAAGCAACUGAUGGAUCUAAUAUUGAAAUUAAAGAAAGUGCUUUGGUGUGGCAUCAUCAAGAUGCAGACCCUGAUUUUGGUUCCUGCCAAGCCAAAGAAUUGUUGGAUCAUUUGGAAAGUGUUCUUGCUAAUGAACCGGCACUUGUUAAGAGAGGCCAGCAUAUUGUUGAAGUUAAGCCACAGGGAGUGACCAAAGGGUUGGUAGCUGAGAAAGUUCUUUUGAAUAUGGUUAAUGGUGGUAAUCCACCAGAUUUCGUGAUGUGCAUCGGAGAUGAUAGGUCUGAUGAAGACAUGUUUGAAAGCAUUUUGAGUACAGUCUCGUGCCCAUCUUUACCAUCCGCGCCGGAGAUUUUUGCCUGCACUGUAGGAAGGAAGCCGAGCAAGGCCAAGUAUUUUCUCGAUGAUACUGCCGAUGUUGUCAGGUUGCUUCAAGGCCUUGCAGCCUCAUCAAAUCCAAAGCCCAAGCAUCAUCAUGCCCAAUUCCAGGUUUCUUUCGAGAGCAUAGUUUCUUAG